CUUCUCAGUCUAUCGAAUUCAAUGGUGUUCAGAGCCCUGUAAAAUCUCCACAAUAAGUCUCAAACUUUCUCUUCAGUUCAAUGCCAAAGCCUCUCUAUCAGUUUUUCUCCAGUUGAAAGUUUCCAUUUUGGGCAAUGGCUCUGUUCUUAAGCGGUAAAGUUGCAGUCUUUUUGCCUCUCAAAGUUAACCCCAACCCAGGUCUCAGCUCACUCGAUUCUUUAAAGCAUGGUAGCAGUAACGUACAGCUUCAAUUAAAUUCUAGAGUUCCAUCAAAGAAACUGCAUCAACCAUAUGCCUUGGUUGUUAGAAACGAUCACCCGCAAAAUGCAGAUUUUCCUCGUCCCUAUUCAAAGAGGGAAAAAAAGCCAUUUCCAGUUCCUGUAUUGGAGCUUAGGCGAAGAGCUAGAGAGAGGGCCAAAAAUCGGAAUAACCAACCCAGAAGACCCAUUCCACCUCCAAAAAGAGGGUUGCUGGUUAAACACCUAAUACCAGUCGCUUAUGAUGUGCUAAAUGCAAGGAUUACGCUAAUCAACAAUCUCAAGAAGCUCUUGAAAGUAGUGCCAGUGCAUGCGUGCUUAUUCUGUACUGAAAUCCAUGUGGGACCCGUUGGUCAUACUUUCAAGUCAUGCAAAGGCUCAAAAGCUACACUUCGCAAGGGUCUUCAUGAGUGGACGAAUGCAGCCCUUGAAGAUGUACUCUUACCGGUUGAAGCAUACCACCUUUUUGACCGCUUACAAAAUCGUAUUCGUCAUGAUGAGAGGUUCACGAUUCCCAGAAUUCCUGCAGUGACUGAACUUUGCAUUCAGGCUGGUGUAGAGAUUCCAGAAAUUCCAACAAAAAGGAGAAGAAAGCCAAUCAUUCGCAUAGCAAAACGAGAAUUUGUUGACGCUGAUGAAAGUGAACUACCGGAUCCUAGUCCUCCGGUUCCCUUGAAACCAAUAUUAACUGAAAUUCCUAAUUCUGAAAUAGUGGCCCCAUCUGAUAAAGAAGAGAUAAUUUUGCUUGCAGAGGAAACACUCCAAGCAUGGGAAAAGAUGAGGGCAGGAGCCAAGAAGCUGAUGAUGAUGUACCAAGUGAGGGUUUGUGGAUAUUGCCCAGAGGUGCAUGUGGGACCUUCCGGGCACAAGGCACAGAACUGUGGAGCGUUCAAGCACCAGCAGCGAAAUGGGCAACAUGGUUGGCAAGCGGCAGUUCUUGAUGACUUGAUACCGCCAAGAUAUGUCUGGCAUCUUCCUGAUGUCAAUGGGCCACCACUGCAGCGGGAGUUGAGGAGCUUCUAUGGGCAGGCUCCUGCAGUGGUGGAAAUCUGUGUGCAGGCCGGUGCAACUGUACCGGAUCAAUACAAGCCAACAAUGAGGUUAGAUAUUGGAAUCCCAUCCAGUGUCAAAGAAGCUGAAAUGGUUGUUUGAGUAGCUAUUGAAAUGAAAUGAUAUACAAUGCAAGCUCACAUUUUUCAAAGAUGGUAGCAGUCAUGGUGAUGGUUCUUCGAUUACAUAAUUAAACUAUGAACCAAAUUACGAGGAAAGAAUCAUGGUGUAUCUAUGUUGGGACGAGCAUACAGUAAACCACGAUUUUCGCUUGCUCUGGUUUCGUCUCUCCUGCAAACGGCCUGCAGGGGUUAAGCAGAACCAUGCUCCUGAUUUGUAAACUGGAACUUCACAGGCUUAUAUACGUUAAAUAUUUCUUAUUUUCAUUAUUGUACCAAUUUAGCCCUCGGGACUUUGCAUGUGCAUUAAAGAGUUUGAAUAUAUAUUGACGAUGAAUGUAUACUCAGUUGUACAAAAACAAAAUGCCAUGUUGACACAUUAUGGGCAGAUCUGAGCUGCGUUUAUUUUAAAUACAGAAUAAUUUAAGUUUAGUUUGAAUUUUU
This is a messenger RNA of Mangifera indica (mango), 1870 nucleotides long. RefSeq names its product APO protein 2, chloroplastic. The record is from RefSeq and is a predicted model, not a curated record. NCBI's taxonomy places the organism in Eukaryota, Viridiplantae, Streptophyta, Magnoliopsida, Sapindales, Anacardiaceae. The transcript is spliced from 3 exons. Gene Ontology annotation, molecular function: RNA binding. The coding region runs from base 135 to 1409 and encodes 424 amino acids.